AAUAGCAUUUAGGGAACUUUGGAUUAAAUUAUGAGACAUUCUUCAAGUUGGACACUUGUGCCUCCGGGCGGUUUCAGUUACUCCAACCCUAGCCCCGUUUCUGCACCCCUCCAGCCUUACCCUCUUCCCUUACCGGUGCCCCGCUCCAGCCCUGCCCCAGCGGCCCAGCCCUCCGCUCCCUGCGGCCCAGCCCUCCGCUCCCUGGGUGGCCACCCCCAGGCAGGGGGGCGGGGCUGCGGCGGCCGGCGCCGGGAGGCCGCGAGGGCCGCGAGGGCGGGGCCGCGGGUGGGGGCGGUGCAGCCCGGAGCGCAGGGAGUAGAGCGAGCGCCUGGCGCCGGGGCCCAGGCGCUUGGGGCCAGCAUGGCGUGGCCCUGUAUCAGCCGCCUGUGCUGCCUGGCGCGGCGCUGGAACCAGCUGGACCGCUCCGACGUGGCCGUGCCACUGACCCUGCACAGCUACUCUGACCUCGAGAGCGAGGAGCCGGGCCUGGGCGGUGCCACCUCGCGCAGGGGCCCGUCCCCCGCAGGCGCGCGGGACCCCGGCCGGGACGUGCCCCUUACUCAGUACCAGCGGGACUUCGGCGUCUGGACGGCGCCCGCGGGGUCCAGAGAUGCAACACUGGGGCGCGGGCCGGGAGCGGGCGGCCGCAGGAUCAAGCCCCCCGCGCCCUACAGCCGGGGGGUCUACGUGCUCCCCGUCGGCGACGCAGAUGCGGCUGCAGCGGCGACUACAUCGUACAGACAGGAGUUCCAGGCUUGGACUGGAGUAAAGCCAUCGAGAUCCACAAAGGUGAAACCCGCCACAGUCAUCACAGCCCACAGCUCUGGAUGGGACAGCAGCCCCGGGGCUGGCUUCCAGGUCCCUGAGGUGAGGAAGAAGUUCGCCCCUAACCCCUCAGCCAUCUUUCAGGCCUCAGCUCCCCGGAUCCUCAACGUGUGAUUGCCCACGGAGAGGAGCGAGAAGCCACAGAGGAUCAGAACCCACUGCCCAGGGACUGGGGUGAGGUCUCAGGACCGGACGGCCCCUGCUGUCAGAGGGGGAGGGUCCUCCAUUCUCACCGUGGGGCACUACUUCCUCUCCAAGCUGCACGAGGCUGCGGGCACAGCCGAGGCACAGAGGGACACGGCACCACCCAGCUCAGCUCUGGGCCUCAGAGACGUGUGCGGAAGGCUUCAGAUCUUUUUUAAUUGCCUCUUUGGGCCACCCUUCAUUUUUUAAAUCUGAAGAACUUGAUCAAUUCUUUGAACUGAAUUGGUCGUUGGGGGCUGAGGAAUAUGGACAUAACAGGUCCUUGAAAGAUCCAGUAACGUCCACGUUGUUGUUUUCGCAGGCUGCAUGGUAAUUUUAUAACCUGUGGUAACCCAAGGUGGUGUCCUUGGAUAGUCCCACCAACGGCCCCACAUGUUCAGGCUGUAGAAGAAAUCUUAGCCUGUCACUUGCAUGUGACUCAUGAUGAUGUUAAGUAACCAGGAAGAAGUUUCCCAAAGAAGCAGGAUAUCAAUCAUAGGGUUUCAGUUUUAAAGACAAUUUCUUUAUGGCCAAGACGACCCUGGUUUUAACAAAACAUUUCUUGGGAUGAGUGAAGUAGAGUGAAUGACAUUUACCUUAGUAUUACUGACUCCAGUUUUGUUCCCUUAACGUAUUGAUGACUAGGUGGGAACUACCAUACUAAGAACUGGGAGCUUCUUUGGGAGAAGGGUGGCAUUAGCUUCAUUCCCUGAAAGACCUGAAAACGUCAUCUCAUUACAGGGAGCUCACUAGCUGUUGAGGCAGCUCAUUCUGUUUUUGGAAGGCCCUCUCCUGACGUUCUCGACAAAUUCCAGCCAGUGCAGCCACCUGGAACUAGCCUGGUCCCCUCUUUGCACAGCAGCCCUCGAAACAUUUGAAGGAGUUUGUGUUCCUUGAGGUUAGAGGCACAAGCUGAGGACAGUUUUGGUAAGGAAGCUCAAGGAUUUCCCUUUGGAUCUUUACCCCUUUCCAGCCCUCAGGUGGCUUAGCCAGGUGAGCAUUUACUUUCACCACAUGAGGUGGCGUUCAGGUUUUAGAAGCAGCUCAGAGCGGAGGCGGGGCGUGUUUCCAGCUCAGGCUGCGAGGGGCAGUCAGUCCCCUCAGAGGUGCUAGCUCCCAGCUCUGGCACGUUCCAGCAAAGGAAAUGCUCUGAGAGAAUCAUUUUAAAGGGAAAAGCAAAACCAUAUGCUUACACAAAGGGUUCUAUUAUUUCAGACUUCAUUGGUUUGCAUGUUAGAUGCUUCUAAGGGAAAAGAGACUGCGUGCUGGGCAUUCUGUGAGAAGCAAACAGAUUAAUGGUACAAUCUCAGAUUUUACUAAAACGCAAACAUACUGUUUCAAUUUAACUUAUUUCGUUAAAUUAAUUAUAAACACGAAUGCCUUCUCAUGUCUUCCUUUAUCUCCUCUUAGUAAGAGGACUUUGAUGUGCCGUGGCUACUGCUGCUCUCCCUUGGAGGCUUGUAGAUUCUGAGAACGCUGACCCUGGGCUGCAGUCGCACUGGUGUUGUAUGUAGUAAUAUUUAACAGAACCCACAAACUUACUCUUUUACACUUACUUACCCAUAUCCCCCCAACCCCGCUAGGAGCCUAGGGUAAAAGGACUGUCUUUGAAGCUAGCCUUGGGCUCAAAUCUUGGCUUCUCCACUCACUAGCCAGGAGCAGUUUAAGCUUCUGUUUCCUAUCUGCAAAGUAUGGGUAAUGCCACUCCCCUCCCCACCCCCGCCAAGAGAAUGUGUUUAUGUGCAGCGUGCUUAGUACAGUAAAUGGCCAACAAAGCACAGCUGCUGUACUUACUCUCUCCUGCCCAGGCACCCCUUCCCAGGAGCCUGCUUUACUCCCAUCUGCAGCUUUGGUCCAUCUGAUGCCACUGACUGACAGGCCCUCUCAGUAGCCCCUGCCUGUGUCACACCGCAUAGCCAGCCAUGCCCAUCCCUCCCCCAGAGCCUGUCCCAAGAGCCCAUUCACUGAGCUGCGGGUAAAGCAGGCUGCCCCAUGCUGGCAGUGCUGGCAUUGCAGCAGCAGUGGGAGCACCACUGCCUGAGAGAGGCCUGCCCUCUGGAAGGCCUCCUGCACACCCAGGAACAAACAGCUUUUCAAAAACACCCCAACCCAACAGCCUUCCUUACUAGACUUCAUUAAUUAUUAGAUCUGGAUUCUGAAGCAGCAGCUUCCUCCCACUAGGUCUUAAUAAGGCCUUAACAUUAUGUUACCGGAGUCGCCUUCAGAAGCAACUGAGAUAAUAGCAGCCUCAACCACACGGUCCCAACUCACCUAGGCCAUAUGUAUGAUACAAACAGACGAAGACCGAAAGGGACGCGCUGGAAUACUGAUGGUGGCUAUCUUUGAGAAGGGGAACUAUGGAUAAUUAAAAAUUUUUUACACCUUACAAUAUUUGCUAAAAGAAGUUUCUAUAUAAUUAGCAUUUUUAUAUUAAAUUAAAAAGCAAUUUAAUCUGCUUGUUUGUUAGGUAAUUUUAGCCAAAGAGUUCAAAUUAAUUAUUCCAUGACCAAAGUUAGUUAGCGCUGCAGUAGCAGCCUUGACCAGCCGUGAGGAGGCCCCUGGGUCCUGUCACCCACAGUCAUUUAGACCAAGACUGACGGCUCCGUAGUGAGUCGAACUCAGAAAAACCCAUUACAAACAAACACUAAUACUUUCAUCCUUGUAAUAACUCCAGGAUUUUUGGCCAAACUCCAAAAAGCAGCUUUUGAGAGAACCUUGGCCAUGCAGCCCACCCUGGGCCAACGGGGAACCCUUUGAGCAGGAUCAGCUCCGCUGGCCUCACUCACAUGCGCCUUCAGUCAGUUAAGAGGGAGUCCCCGAUUAAGGUACUGUGACACUGUCUGUCCCGUGGCUCCUGUCAAGACCGUGGCUGACACAAAUAACAUUCAAGAAGGGGGCCUAAUCAAUGCCCCUAUUCUCCUUCCUCCAGACCAUCAACUCCCUAAAGGUUGACACUAAGUGAAGCCUGGUCCCAAGAAAGCUACAUACUUGGAUUGUAUCACAGGGCCUCCUCCCCAAAGAACUUCUUACCUUUGAAGAACCAAAGCUUUCAAAGCUUUUAGUUCUUAUUAAGGGUGGAUAUAAAUAGUCAUUUCUGAAAUAUUUCUGCACUUGCUGUAAUUUUUUAGCCACUGCGAUAGCAGAUGGUCCCAGCAGGACUGGGUCACAGGAGUGACUUCUUUCUGGCCUCAGCACAGACCCAUUCUUGCCAGACAAACCAGUGUGCUUCUUGAUUGGACAACAGUAGCUGUUUUACUCUUUGCCUUGGCUUUGAGGAGGCUCUUAGCUCAAUCAGGUAGUUUUCCUUUGCUCCAAGCUGUCAGAAACCACUAUGGCCAGGACCAACAUGCAUUUUUCCAAAACUUUUUCAGAUUUUUAUAUAACUGUAAUCCUUAUUUUAAGGAGCUGCAAAUUCUUUUUGGAAAGAAGUGAAAGAAUUAAUUCAAGUACACAAACACCUAUACCUUUGCCUCAUCCCAGCUCUUUUUGACCUAAUGUAAGAAAAACCCUACCAAAGUGUGGUGCUCCAAACUCAGAAAAACCCAUCACAAAUACUGAUUUAUUGUAGAUAUUUUUGUUACACAAUUAUGUUACACAUUAUGAUACAAAUACAUUUGCAACAUUAACAUAUAUGGGGACUGUUAAAUCGCUUACUAUUUCUUUUUCAAAAAGAUAAUUUCUUGAGGCUUUCACACCUGUAGUAACUGACUCUGUUCUCAUUUGGAUCAAAUCUUCAUCCUUCAGAUCUGAGUCACAGUCCACUGCUGAAUGAGUCUACACUUGCCCAUUAACCUUGCUUGGAGUAUUUUAUGUAUGGAAUAUCUGAGCCUUUACUACUAAACUGUUUUAUUACUAAGCCAGGACAUGCCCUAUGCCUUACUGAGUAAU
This is a messenger RNA of Physeter macrocephalus (sperm whale), 4896 nucleotides long. It is a transcript of the gene MAP6D1, whose product is annotated as MAP6 domain containing 1. Gene Ontology annotation, molecular function: microtubule binding; calmodulin binding. NCBI's taxonomy places the organism in Eukaryota, Metazoa, Chordata, Mammalia, Artiodactyla, Physeteridae. Gene Ontology annotation, biological process: microtubule cytoskeleton organization; cytoskeleton-dependent intracellular transport; regulation of microtubule cytoskeleton organization. Gene Ontology annotation, cellular component: cis-Golgi network; microtubule; Golgi-associated vesicle. The record is from RefSeq and is a predicted model, not a curated record.